Messenger RNA from Striga hermonthica, 696 nucleotides. The record is from the annotation of a GenBank genome assembly. NCBI's taxonomy places the organism in Eukaryota, Viridiplantae, Streptophyta, Magnoliopsida, Lamiales, Orobanchaceae.
AUGAUCCUCUCGAGGCUCAAACCCCUCCGCCUCCUCUCCAAUCGCUUCCGCUGCCACGCCGCUUCAGCCGCCGCCGUCUCCCGCCACGACACCGCGCUCUGGACACCCGCGCCGCUGAUUGAAGUCUCCGCCGCCGCCGAGUCGCUUUUCCACAUCGCAAUCGACGUCUCGGAUUCCCCCGAGCUCGCAGCCUCAUACACCACGGCCGGGCAGUAUCUGCAGCUCCUCUGCCGGUUGCAGAAAGGCGAUGUUGUCGGGCUGAGUGCGGUCAUGGGCAAGGGUUUUGAUGUCGAUCGAAUAUCACCGCCGGAGAAUUAUCAGACGGUUCUUAUCUUCGCCACGGGAGCCGGAAUCAGCCCAAUUCGAUCUUUGAUUGAGGUAGGCUUCGGUGCUGACAAGCGAGCUGAUGUGAGACUGUACUAUGGCGCCAGAAAUCUUGGUAGAAUGGCAUAUCAGGAGAGAUUUAAAGACUGGGAAUCUUCCGGGGUCAAUAUUGUGCCAGUCCUAUCACAGCCGGAUGAAAGUUGGAAAGGAGAAAGAGGGUUUGUUCAGGCGGCAUUUGCUCGAGCUAAAAAAAUCUUGAACCCUCAGUCUACUGGUGCUGUGCUUUGUGGGCACAGACAGAUGGCAGAGGAUGUAUCUUCUAUUCUUUUAUCUGACGGUAUAAUGAGGGAAAGGAUUUUGAAAAACAUAUGA